CCGCCGCCGCCGCUGGAAGGGCUUAUCCUGAGGCCAGCAUCAGGAGGAGAGCUGGGGAGACUUUUGGGCCCCGUGGGCAACAACAGAAGGCGCCGGUUGGCAGAGGUGCACGGCUCUGGCGUGGCCUCCUGCUUCCGUGGUCAGCUCGCUUGGGGUCCUGGAAUCUGACAUCUAGAACUUGCCGGCGCCACAGACGCAGGACAAGCUGGGCUGACGAAAGACGUGAACGUGAGCCCUACGGAGCACGAGACUCCGUCCUGCUGACACGUGAAGAGCUGCCCAGGUUUAUUCACUGAGGAGCCAUCUUGGGCAGGCACCGCUCCAAGCCCUAGGACGGUGACAGCGGACAUAAGAAGCCGAUCACCAUGGAGGGCGACUGUCUGAACUGCAUGAAAUACCUGAUGUUUGUGUUUAACUUCUUCAUAUUUCUGGGCGGGGCCUGCCUGCUGGGCGUCGGCAUCUGGGUCAUGGUGGACCCCACGGGCUUCCGGGAGAUCGUGGCCGCCACCCCGCUGCUCGUCACGGGCGCCUACAUCCUCCUGGCCAUGGGGGGCCUGCUCUUCCUGCUCGGCUUCCUGGGCUGCUGCGGGGCCGUGCGUGAGAACAAGUGUCUGCUUCUGUUCUUCUUUCUGUUCAUCUUAAUCAUCUUCCUGGCGGAGCUCUCAGCAGCCAUCCUGGCCUUCAUCUUCAGGGAAAAUCUCACCCGGGAGUUCUUCACCAAGGAGCUCACCAAGCACUACCAGGGCAACAACGACACGGACGUCUUCUCCGCCACCUGGAACUCAGUCAUGAUCACGUUUGGUUGCUGUGGGGUCAACGGCCCUGAGGACUUCAAAGUUGCAUCUGUUUUUCGACUCCUGGCCCUGGACAGUGAAGAGGUGCCAGAGGCCUGCUGCCGGAGAGAGCCCCAGGCCCGGGCCGGGGUCCUGCUGAGCAGGGAGGAGUGCCUUCUGGGAAGGAGUCCGUUUCUCAACAAGCAGGGCUGUUACACGGUCAUCCUCAAUGCCUUCGAGACCUACGUCUACCUAGCCGGAGCCCUAGCCAUCGGGGUGCUGGCCAUCGAGCUGUGCGUCAUGGUCUUCGCCAUGUGCCUCUUCCGGGGCAUCCAGUAGGGGGCGUGGCCUGAGGACUGGCCCUGCCCACCGCUGCCCAGCACCCAGCGCUCUCCCCCCCGCCCCGCCCUCCCUGUCCUGCGCCCCAGGGGAGGAAGCGGCCUGGUGCAUGGCCAGGAGAAGGGCUGGGGGGAAGAGAGCUAUUUUUUUAACAAAACAAAAUGAAGACAAAACUGUGGCCUGGACGCCAGGGCAGGUGCCAUGGGCCCUCCACAGGGACACCAGCGUUGACGCAGGACCAGGUCUGCUCCGGAGACCAAAGGGGCACCGGUCCUGGGCCCCCUCCGCGCCCUAGCCAGACACUGGCGUCCCCCAGCCUGGACCCUCUCUCCUCUCAGCUUCAGGACCCAGUGCCAAGCGAGUGAGGAUUUCGGCAGGGAGCAGGCAACAGCCGACCUCACAGAAGUGGCCCCGGGUUGGGGGCGGGGAGUGGGGGUCAUCAAGGAGAUUCCAGGACUCAACCUACAGCGCAAUCCCGUGACUGCCAGAGGGUGGCGCUGUCCUCGCUUCAGCUAGGAACCGUGGGCAUCCAAGACCCAGCUGGCAGGGUCUGUUGGACUGCGCACCCUUGGAGGCCCAGAGAGGGGCGGCGGCCCGUCCAGUCGCAGAGCACACGCGUGGCUGCGGUCACUGCGUCCGGGACUCGGCUGGAGCUGCUGCUGCUCAUGGGUGCCGUGGCCUCAGCUUCCCGACGCCCCCCGCUGGCCCAGCUCGAUGGCUAAGAACAUUCUGGACUUUGUGCCCCCUGCUCCCUCCCACCGCCCCCGCGAACACACUCACGUACGCUCAUCACAUCCCCGUGUCCCUGUCCACGUUUGCUCCCUGGCUCCUGGGAGAGAAGAGUCCCACCCCCGACCCAGAACUGAGGCCGGACGGCUUCUGCAGGCUUCCACCCUCUCCUUGCAUACCUCCAGGGCUGGAGAGCUUACUACCUCCCCAGGCAGCCUCUGCCUCUGGCCUGCUCUGACCUAGCGUCAGCUCACUACACAGCAGAGCUUUCUGUACUUCCGUGGUCCCGGCCAUGGCAACCCACUCGCUGCAUCUCUUCCUGGACUGAAGAACCCUUGGGGCCUCUGGGCCCUCUCGGCUGUGCCGCUGUUCCCUGUCCCUUGCCCGUCCAGGCUCAGGCAGAGAGAGAUUUUCCCACUGACACGUUCACGCCCACGCACCACCUGCAGUCACCAGGGCUUCAGCUUCUACACCAGUGUUGGCGGCUGGGCUGCCAGAUGCCUCGCGCCCAUUGGUCAAGAGUGACCGCCGAAGGCUGUGCCGAGGACCCCAGACUUGGUCUGGGCUCAGUGAGAGAGUAAAAUGGGAUCUCGAUUAGUGAUGUCUGCCGGACACCUCGAAUUUGACUAGUGAUGUCUGUCAUGGGCACGGGGAUGGAAGGAACAGCAUGGUGCUGCCCUAGUUAGAGCCCCUUGUGUCUCACCUGCCACUGGCUCCUGUGUCAGCUCCUGGCCUCCCCCAGAGCUUACCGGCCACCUGGGGAGAGCUGCAGGCAGCAGCUCCGGGCCUGUUGGCAAGAUUCAGUUUGGCCCUCUCCCCAUUCCCCCGACCCCUUGCUGCUGUGCCCACUGGUCCAGGCCCUGCUCACCAGCCCUGUGGCUGUCUGUGCUGCCACGGUCUGUCUCGCCUCCUGCUCCCCGCACCGUGCUGUGGGGAGAAGGGGCUUAUUUGCAUCCAUAUCUCCCAGUGUAGCUCCCAACACAGUCUUCCCAGUGUCCCUGGGGGCACCUGCUGUGCUGACCUCAGAGCCCCUUGGAGGCUGCAGAGGCACCUGCAACGGGCACCCCAGCCCAGCGUGGGAAGGACCUGGGGCUUUGCCCGUCUCUGGACCCCUCCUGCACGUGGCUGCAGCCUCCUGGGAGAGGCAAUGUCUGCUUGGAGGCUGACCAAAAAAAAGAAAAAACCCACAGCCAGGCUGGGCGGGGCUGCUGUUCCCACCACAUAGGCCGGGAGCCCAGGCUAUUAGUGCUAGGCGAGGCUGCCUGGGACCAACUAACCUGGAACAGGAUGGGGGCGUGGUGAAGAAAGCCCCGCCUACACUAGACUGGGGCUUCCCCUAGGGCCCAGGACCAGUGGGCACCAGGAUGCCGCCGGUCAGUUCUGACGGUGGCUGCCUUGCUGCUGGUGGGGACAGCGGGCCAGGCCUCCCCUCUGCUUUGCACUCCAGGAUCCAACAGCCCACGCCCACGACUUCCCGCGACCCGGCCGCCAACAAGGCCAGGAACGGCGCUCUCCCACGAAGCCCGCGCCCUGCAGACCAAGCCCUGCCCCACUCCCAGCCUUGUGGCCCGGGCGUCCCCCCGGGCACCUCCGUCCCUCCCCGUCCAGGCCCAAGGGGUCCCAGAGGAUCCCCCAACCUGCGGUCGCGCCUCGCAGGAGCGGCAGAGCUGACCUUCCGCCGGCCCCCUCCCGCGAGAACGCCCCCUUUUCUAGGAUCACCCAGAGCUUUUGUAAUAUAAACAGGACGCCCACUCGGAUGGUUUUGCACUGGUUUUUGUGACUGUUUCUUACAAAAAGAAAAAGGAACGAAGAAUAAAUAGUG
Molecule: messenger RNA, 3663 nt
Organism: Lepus europaeus (European hare)
Lineage: Eukaryota; Metazoa; Chordata; Mammalia; Lagomorpha; Leporidae
Gene: TSPAN18
Product: tetraspanin 18
Exons: 12
Coding region: 366-1112 (248 amino acids)
Cellular component (GO): membrane
Source: RefSeq, a predicted model, not a curated record